GCGGCACCAUUCACUUUGCCUGAAAGCCACUGCUGUUGGUUCCUGAGAUGAUCUCAUCGGAACAUGGCUCCAGAGGACCUCAGCGGCAGGAACUAGAAACAGCUUGCUUUCUGCCAUGGCAGUGUUUUGAAAAAGGCAAAAUCAGAUUUUAUCAUGUGGGCAACCUGCUGCAACUGGUUCUGCCUGGAUGGACAGCCUGAGGAGGCCCCACCCCCCCAGGGAGCCAGGACGCAGGCCUAUUCCAAUCCUGGGUACAGCUCCUUCCCUUCUCCAACAGGUUCUGAACCAAGCUGCAAGUCCUGUGGGGCCCACUUUGCAAACAUGGCCAGAAAGCAGACCUGCCUGGACUGUAAGAAAAGUUUCUGCAUGUCCUGUUCGAGCCAAGUGGGGAAUGGGCCCCGCCUCUGCCUUCUCUGCCAACGAUUCCGAGCAACGGCCUUUCAGCGGGAGGAGCUCAUGAAGAUGAAGGUGAAAGACCUGAGGGACUAUCUCAACCUCCAUGACAUCUCUACAGAAAUGUGCCGGGAGAAAGAGGAGCUGGUGUUCUUGGUGCUUGGCCAGCAGCCUGUAAUCUCCCAGGAGGGCAGGACUCGUGCCCCUACCUUGUCCCCAGACUUCCCCGAGCAGCAGGCCUUCCUGACCCAGCCUCAUGCCAGCACAGUACCUCCUACCUCACCCAACCUCCCUUCUUCACCUGUACCAGCCACCUCUGUUUCCCCAGCCCAGGCUCAGGAAAAUCAGCAGGCCAAUGGCCAUGUGUCUCAGGACCAAGAAGAACCCAUCUACCCGGAGAGCACAGCCAGAGCACCUGCUGAGGAUGAGACCCAGUCUGUUGACUCAGAGGACAGCUUUGUUCCGGGUCGGAGGGCCUCUCUGUCUGACUUGACUGACCUGGAGGAUAUUGAAGGUCUGACUGUGCGGCAGCUGAAAGAGAUUCUGGCUCGCAACUUCGUCAACUACAAGGGCUGCUGUGAGAAGUGGGAGCUGAUGGAGAGGGUGACACGACUGUACAAGGAUCAGAAAGGACUCCAGCACCUGGUGUGUGGUGCUGAAGACCAAAACGGAGGAGCAGUGCCAUCCAACCUGGAGGAGAACCUGUGUAAAAUCUGCAUGGACUCACCCAUUGACUGUGUUCUGCUGGAAUGUGGCCACAUGGUAACCUGUACCAAGUGUGGCAAGCGCAUGAAUGAGUGUCCCAUCUGCCGGCAGUAUGUGAUCCGGGCCGUGCACGUCUUCCGA
Pteropus alecto (black flying fox) is the source of this 1239-nucleotide messenger RNA. It is a transcript of the gene RFFL, whose product is annotated as ring finger and FYVE like domain containing E3 ubiquitin protein ligase. The transcript is spliced from 7 exons. Gene Ontology annotation, biological process: proteasome-mediated ubiquitin-dependent protein catabolic process; negative regulation of extrinsic apoptotic signaling pathway via death domain receptors; protein K48-linked ubiquitination. The annotation marks the transcript as partial. Gene Ontology annotation, cellular component: plasma membrane; cytoplasm. Lineage: Eukaryota; Metazoa; Chordata; Mammalia; Chiroptera; Pteropodidae. Gene Ontology annotation, molecular function: ubiquitin protein ligase activity. The record is from RefSeq and is a predicted model, not a curated record.